Molecule: messenger RNA, 1737 nt
Organism: Naegleria lovaniensis
Lineage: Eukaryota; Heterolobosea; Eutetramitea; Acrasida; Naegleriidae
Exons: 1
Coding region: 1-1737 (578 amino acids)
Cellular component (GO): preribosome, large subunit precursor
Molecular function (GO): protein binding
Source: RefSeq, a predicted model, not a curated record
AUGUCCAAACCACUCAACAACAAGAAAAAGCACGAGGAAACAACAGCAACCUAUGACAUGUGGGCAAGCAGUAGCGAUGAUGAGGAAAACAAACAUGAUAUGAAAGAAGAGGAUAAUGACCAACGUUUGCAAGAUGAUGCUUCCGAUGAUGAAAAUAACGGAGAGCAGGUAUCACAAGAGAAUAGUAUUAAAGAAAUGCUGGACAAAGCCGAUGAUGACAAACCCAUCUUUUUACUCUCUCAAUUUCCUUCGGAGAUGGAAGUGAAAUUCAUUACAGAGAAUUAUCCUUUAAAAGUUUCGGAAAAUGCUUUCAAAGUACCAUCUAAUUUCACAAGAUUUGGACUUUCGGAAGUGAUUAAUCAACUAUUAAUUCAAGAACAUUCGGAAGAGAAUCAUCCAAAACAUGUUCCUUUUGAAUUUUUGAUCGAGUAUAAACCUGGAAAGAAGAUAUUCUUGAGAACAAGCCUUGCAAAAUUCUUUACAAAACUUCAAAUAUGGCCAGAAUCAGCAAUUACUUUGGAAUAUAUUGAAGCACAACCUGCUCCAAAAUGUGUGGAUAGCAUUCCUCAUGAUGAUUGGGUGAGUGCUUUAUCAUUGGUACUUCACACUUCAGGAAGCAGUCUCACUUCCAAUGUUGCUGAUAAUCAAUAUCUCAUUUCAGGAUGUUAUGAUGGUGUGGUGAGAGUGAUUGAUACCACACUCGGUAAAAUUGUGCAUCAAACCAAACAGUCCAAGGUACCAAUUACUGGUCUUGCUACUUGUUAUAUUGCCGAACAUCAUACAAGUUCAGAAGACAAAUCAUUUUCUGUAGGUGAUAUUCUAAUUGCUGGAUGUGGUAAAGAUGAAUAUGGAAGAGUAUGGGUUUCAAAUCCAUCUGAGGAAAAGAUGAGAAUGAAAAUGUUACUGAAUGGACAUACAGACACUGUGAAUGAUAUUUGUUUGCAUCCACGAGGAACGAUGAUUUGUACUGCCUCCGAGGAUAGAUCCUUAAAGUUAUGGCAAGUAGAUUUGACACGAUCUCAGAGUGCACUUUUCUAUGAGAAUAAUCUUCCAGCAAAUGAUGAAAAUGAUGAUGACGAAGACUAUAAAGAGCCAACGAAAAAGAAGAAGAAAAUGCCAUCUCAAAUUCAACAAUAUGCACCAAUUGGAACAAUGGAAAGAAAAGAGAGUGAUAACCAAAAUGGCCAUCUGUUGGGAGUGACUUGUGUUAAAUGGAUUGAGGGAGGAAGGAUUGUUUCUGGAAGUUCUGACCACACCAUUCGUGUAUGGGACGUUGCAACAGGUGUUAACAGUAUCACACUCAACGGCAGUAAGGUUGUAACAUCUAUUUCAGUUAAGGACAACUCAGACAGUACCUCAGUGUUGAGCUCACAUCCAGAUUUUUUGAUUCGGUUGUGGGAUGCUCGACAGGGAGGCUCCAAAAAAGCAUCACUGUUCAGAUCCCAUCGAGGAUGGGUCCGUAAAGUGAAGUGGGUGAGUGAUUUUCAAUUUAUUUCUGGAGGUGACGACAAUGUUGUCAAGUUGUGGGAUAUUAGAAGCGGAAUUCCAAUCCACAGCACGCCACACUCGGUAAACCCAGAAAGAAAAACCAUUUCAACGGAUAAGGUUCUCUCGAUCGAAGGAUUUGCUCCUUUGGAAGGCCAAAUUAAGGAACAACAUAAUGUUGGUCAAUUGAAAUACCAUUUAUUCUCUGGAUCUACUGAUUGCACGCUCAAAAAGCAUACUAUGAGCCAAUAA